This is a messenger RNA of Aspergillus saccharolyticus JOP 1030-1, 2913 nucleotides long. Its product is annotated as ubiquitin-conjugating enzyme E2. The annotation marks the transcript as partial. The transcript has 2 exons. The record is from RefSeq and is a predicted model, not a curated record. Lineage: Eukaryota; Fungi; Ascomycota; Eurotiomycetes; Eurotiales; Aspergillaceae.
CCGCCAGGGUACAUAUUUGUCCAGUUCGUGGAUAAGUCCCAAGGCAGUUCGCUCAUUCACGAAGAUGAGCUCCAGAUCAUUGACAGAACAUGGCACAUUGGUCAGAUCGUCAAACGCCGAGCGGAAGAUGCCAUGUGUGGCAGGGUUUUGAGUACCCAGACCAAAUGCACCGUAGAACCUGUCGUGUAUCGCACCACCAAUCCACUUACAGGGGAGCAUGGCCCACUGAACUUCACAGACAUACCGAAUUAUUUGAGCUCUAGGAACAAACCAGCGCAGGACUCACACCCUACCUUGCUACAUGAUGUUCUUGCAUCGGACCUCCAGCCUGACGAACCAUUUGCCUGGGGGGACUAUUUCAUCUACCAGCAGAAAUGCGGAGUGAUCGUGCAGGUAGAUCGAGACCCUGUGUUUCUCACGAAACAGAACGAGGUCGUCACUCUGUACGAUCCCCUGAACAUCAAAUUUCCAGUACAUGUACAUCCCGACCGGCUCGUCUCGCAGCACGCCGAUGAAGAGACCAGUGAUCUAUCCAAUUACGCUGGAGCUGAGCCGGGUGAAAGUUUGCGACUUCGACCCUAUGCUGGAUGUUCUGCAUGGGUCGGUGCUGCCAACAUGUGUGAAGUCUAUGGUGCUCGGAUCAAAGAUCCAACAGGUGGACGUCAGCAUGUCCACACCUUAGCCAUACGCGCUUCCCAUUAUCAUGUGAGGUGGAUAAUACCCAAUGUGUUUGGCAUAGGUGUAGACAAAGACACCGCCACUGGGGUACCAGUGAAAAUUCGGUCGUCUUUGUUCCGAAAAUUCGCGGUCAAAUGCGACUUCAGCCAGCGUCCGACAAACAAGCCCUGUGAGGAUGAGCUCCAGCUGGAUUCUGAGCGCUCGAUAAGAUUGGGACGUAUAGUGUGCUUUCGCGACACGGUGAAUACUGCUGCAAAAUACCCGACUUAUCAGCCUAUCCCAGCUGAGGAGUCCUAUGGGUAUAACCUGAAUGUGUUUCGUGUUGUGUCAACGGAGUCUAAUACCACUGUUCAGUGGCAAGAUGGGACUACCACUAGAGAGCAUUCGAUCUCUUUGCAUGUUCAUCGACCUUAUCCCCGAGCCGAAUUUUUUCCUGGAGAUAUUGCUGUUCUGGAGAAAUCGGUCCAGAAGCUACCAUUAUCGACUAGAGCCGAUCUUGGAUGCCCAAUAUGCGUAUCAUUUCGUUCCCAAGAAGUGGGCGUGGUUCAAGCAGUGGACAGUCGCGAGCGGGUAGCAUUUAUUCGAUGGUACGAGAACCCAGCAGCCGAGUUCCUGUUGGGCGCAUGCUGGUUAAAUCACGAACAUACUCGUCUGGGUAGCCUGAGCGACAAGACCACCCCAGCAUCGCUCUAUGAGCUCGCCCACUGUCCUGCCCUGCGCAGGCCACCAGGAAGGCUUGUAGGCCUUGUUCCAAACAUGGUGCACGCCUCAGUUCUACGGGACAGCUCUGCAGCUAGCGACGAUGCUGAUCAUUCGAGCCACCGGGUCUCCACUCACUUUGAGGCUACGAAGUGGUAUCUCGACAAAUCGAAAAGAGAUAUCGUCCGCACUGAAUGGUUCAAGGACAUGAUUGCAGUUGACGAUUCUCCGGCCCCUACACGUCUAAGCAUUCACUAUGAGGAUUACCGUGCCAGGUUACUUGCGAACUUCGUUGGAAUGAUAAUGAAAGGAAACCCCGACGGCACUGUUGCGGUGCGAAUGACUCACAGCAAUUCCUGCGUGGAUAUCGAACUGCCGAUGGAGAGAAUCAUGAUUUCCAAUCCAGGGAAAUGCGACUUGCGUUACAUGAGUACCCCUGUAUCGUCUUCGGACGACGAGUCAGAAUCCCCCGAGACGAAUGAUGAAGCCGAUCAUCUUGAUCCCGCAGAAGAUGAUGCAGAUGGUCGCGGUGCCUCUCAUGUGGAGGAGCUAGAUCUUCCACACACUUCGCACAAAGCACUGGAAGACAGCCAGGAACCCCUUUGCCAUCAUGUCACUAUGGCAGAUGCUGAAGGAGAGAGGAAGAUGACUGGAACAGGUUCCCGCUCCUCGAGACCUUUAGCAUUCCUGGUAUUGGAUGGGUCCCCUCCCGCUGAUCAUCGAUUCUUCUCAAGUGAGAACACGGAGACUUCAGGUCCAAACAUCAAGCGCAUUCACAAGGAAUGGAAGAUCCUUGGCACCUCUCUUCCUGAUGGCAUUUAUGUUCGCUCCUGGGAGUCGCGCAUGGACCUCAUCAGGGCUUUGGUCAUUGGGCCUGCAGGCACUCCAUACGAGUAUGCGCCAUUUGUAAUCGACUUUCAGCUCACGAACGACUUCCCGAACAAGCCUCCUGUUGCCUUCUUUCACUACUGGAAUCUCACAGAGGAGGAAAUCAAUCCCAACCUCCACCUGAAUGGCCAUGUUUGCCUUAGUCUACUAGGAACAUGGCCUGCACAGAAUCCAGAUGAAUCCUGGUCUCCCAGAAAGUCAUCGAUUCUUCAGAUCCUGGUCUCAAUCAUGGGAUUAGUAUUGGUCCAGCGUCCAUUCUACAAUGAGCCUGGCUUCGAACGCUUGGCUAUGGACGACGACGAGCGCGUCGAGUCCAUCCAGUAUACAGAAAGGGUAUUCAUUCUGACACGAAAGUUCAUUCUACGUGCUCUGGAACGCGGGGUGUCAGGCUUCGACGACGUGCUAGUUUGGUUAUACUUGCCGGCUCUCGCGGCUGCGGAUGAGAUGAAUCGGCCUGACCUGCUCCGCAAAGUUAUAGCUGAUGCCAGAAGUAUGAUUAAGCAUCAAGCUUGCACCGCAGAGCCAGACGCACAUCGUGAGAAGGCCUCUGCAUACCUUUCGCGACUCAGCCUGGGGGCAGCGCUUAUGCUGGAUAAGUAUGUUUCAGACCUGCUGAUUGUCCAGACGACUACAUGUGAUUUAUGGUGA